GGUGACGUAAAUGUUACUGUGGCCUUAUGCAGUGCUACCAAUGCACGGCCUGCAGCAAAAGUGUUGUGAAGUUUAGGAGAUCUGCAGAGCUCCCUUAGGAUUGAAACCAGCCACACAAUGCAUUCAAAUGGAACCUUUACUGUGGUGUCCAACCUGGUUGGUUCAGCAUCCAAAGAUUUAAACCAGAAGAAGGUCCAGUGUGUCGUAACACAUGAGGCUCUGGAUAAUGAGCUUGUGCUGGACUACUCAAUAAACAUCCAUUAUCCUCCAGAAUCAAUGUUGAUAAUUCCCGACCAACCAACAGAGCCUACAGAAUAUCAGUGUAUAGUUGAUUGUAACCCAAGACCGACCAACUACACAUGGAAUAGAGGAAAUGAAACUUCUCCUCAAUAUGAAGGAAGCAAGCUUCUUGUUGCAAAACUGUCCCCUGACUUUAAUGGCCUGUACAUCUGUACAGCCUCAAACCAGUAUGCAAGCUCUUCAGGGUCCCUGUAUGUGCACACUGCUGAGUCUAUGUGGUUAAAUGCACAUGCCUACAGAAUGCAGGCAGGAGUAACUUCUGUCCCUCAGUAA
This is a messenger RNA of Misgurnus anguillicaudatus (oriental weatherfish), 573 nucleotides long. Lineage: Eukaryota; Metazoa; Chordata; Actinopteri; Cypriniformes; Cobitidae. The record is from RefSeq and is a predicted model, not a curated record.